AUGCCUGGAGCAUUAAUUUCCUGGUAUGAAAAAGAUGAUCAACAUAGGCAACAUCCAAUAAAACGUGUUCAACUUGAGAGAGAUCGAAAUAAUGUUCAUAUACGUGAAGAGCGAUUUUCAUCAUCAGUAACACUCACUUCCACAUCAACCGCUGAAUCACGAACGAUUAGUGAUCAAUUGACUAUUUGGCAAAAGAACAAUCUCGCUUCGGCUGAUUAUGAAUGUAAAUUAGAAAACAAAAAUAACACUCUUGCUGACAUUGUUGAAGAAGUCGCAGAAGAAAUGAUAAAAGAAGGAACAGCUGUUGGUAAAACACAUGAAGCACAGUGA
Molecule: messenger RNA, 330 nt
Organism: Rotaria sp. Silwood1
Lineage: Eukaryota; Metazoa; Rotifera; Eurotatoria; Philodinida; Philodinidae
Source: the annotation of a GenBank genome assembly